Molecule: messenger RNA, 1222 nt
Organism: Penicillium brasilianum
Lineage: Eukaryota; Fungi; Ascomycota; Eurotiomycetes; Eurotiales; Aspergillaceae
Source: the annotation of a GenBank genome assembly
ACACCUACCGUUAAGCUUUCCCCCAUAUUGAACUUCCAGCAAUGACUGUCUACUCGUUCUAUAUCUUUGACCGCCACGCGGAAUGUAUCUACAAGCGCCGCUGGCUCCCACGCCCGGUGUCCAUCGUGGGGAAAUCAUCGCGCAACGAGAGCCCAGCCCAGUCUGGCACCGCGGGAACUGGCCAGACGAUGCGCACUACGGACGAUGACUCAAAAUUGGUGUUCGGUACGGUGUUCUCGCUCCGGAACAUGGUCCGCAAGCUGGGUGGUGAUGAGGACAACUUCGUGUCCUUCAAUACCAGCCAAUAUAAGCUACAUUACUACGAGACACCGACCAAUAUCAAGUUCGUGAUGUUGACGGAUACCAAGAGCCCCAGCAUGCGCAUUGCUCUACAGCAGAUCUACAUCAACCUCUAUGUGGAAUACGUUGUGAAGAACCCCCUCUCUCCCGCGGAACACCCAAGCGGCGUGGGCGUCAACAAUGAGCUGUUUGAGGAGUCAUUAGAGCAGUUCGUGACUCGUGUUCUAUCUUGAUUCGCAGUAGACUUUCUACCAGUCAAUUGGUACCGUCGGCCCUACCACGAGGGCUUGAAGCUGGCGAUUGGAAACCUCUCCCACUGCCAGCCGGCUUCCUAAACCCAACAAAUCUCCACACAUCACGUCCUAAGCAGCCUGAGAUGGAGCAAACGGAGAGACAAGAUGUAACACGCCGCAGUUUCUUCUUUCCCACCGCCCUGCAGACCCAAUACCCGCGCCCUAUACCGCCUUUUUCAGAUCAGAUUAAGGUGCCAGUCAAUGUGGCAGAUAUCCCACGUGGCGGGGUACCGGCACUCGAUAAGCGGGUUCUCGGACGCAUCCAUCCCUGCAUACAGCGCUCUCCACUAUCAGCCAGGAACAAGGACCGAGGUCGCAAUUGAGAGCGGGUGAUUCCGGACAGCUGGAGGAUAGGGCAGCAAUUUCGGCAUUAACAAGCUUCUCACGUCAUUGCAUCUGAAGUAGCGUGUCUGAAUGAAUUCCCAAGAAGAACGUUGUCGUGCCGUCAUAUAACGGUGCAAUAUCCUGUUUCUUUGUCCAGUCCCUCGUCUCUUGUGGCUCCCAUCCGUAUCCACUCGUAUCAUAGCGAUCGUCAGACUAAGGUAGACUGCAAGUGAGAUAAAGCCAUACUACUUGGAGAGAAUCCAUGACGCGACCCUGUCAAGGGCAGACAAACUCACACUCCCGAG